Molecule: messenger RNA, 2587 nt
Organism: Pseudomyrmex gracilis
Lineage: Eukaryota; Metazoa; Arthropoda; Insecta; Hymenoptera; Formicidae
Gene: Cdc16
Product: cell division cycle protein 16 homolog
Exons: 10
Coding region: 217-2169 (650 amino acids)
Biological process (GO): cell division
Molecular function (GO): protein binding
Source: RefSeq, a predicted model, not a curated record
GAACGCGCAGUCUAUACAAUCUACGUCUAUGAUCUUUGUAAAAAAACAAAAAAAAAAAAAACAAAACGUGCAACAGUGAAAGUGCUGUAAUAAAGAGUUGUUAAAGCGAACCGUUGACGUUAGCAAAUCUUUUCCCUUUACGCGCGUUCCUCGUUGUUUUCUCGCGCGUCCUCACAGAAGAAAUAACUAUUUUUCCCCACCAAAAUCUUUACAAUUAUGCAUAACUCAGACGAGAACAACAUCGAUCUGGAAAAUUGUAGAAAAUUGGUCAAAUCAUACAUCGAUUUGCACCUGUACAGCGCCGCUUUGUUUUGGGCUGACAAAGUGGUGUCACUUAGCCAGGAAGAUCCGAAAGAUGUGUGCGUUUUAGCGCAGUGUAUGUAUCUUAUGAAACAGUACCAUCGUGCUGUGCAUCUUAUCAAAAGAUACGGACUGGAAAAGACCGAUAUAAUGUGUCACUAUUUAACUUUGAGGUGUCUGCUAGAAGCUAGGGAAUAUAAUGACGCACUUCAAAUUAUUAAUGACUAUGAAAUAUACAUGAGCAUACAAGCAAGCGUCUUUCACGAUACUCCCAAAAAUGUUCAGAGUUCAAUAUUAUACAUAAAAGGAAAAAUAUAUGAAGCUAUGGAUAACAGAGCAGUAGCAACGGAAUAUUACAAACAAGCUUUGCAGCGUGAUGUUUAUUCUUACGAAGCAUUCGAAGCUUUGGUGCAAAAUCAGAUGCUUUCAGCUCCUGAGGAGCAGGAACUCUUGGAAUCUCUACCCUUUUCUGAACAAUGUACAAAAGGUGAAGCAGAACUCUUGCGACUGCUGUACGAUAGCAAAUUAAAGAAAUAUCAGGAAACGCCAAUCACAAAGGAAUCAGUAGCUACAUGUAGUAUAAUGGGUACUUCCGUCAGUAUUAGAUUAGCAAAUAAUUUGGACAUGGUAGUGGCAAAGGCUGAGAGAUUGUAUUAUAACUGUGAUUAUCAUCAAUGCUUUUCUCUCACAGAAAAAAUAUUGAAAAAAGAUCCAUACCACAAUUCCUGUCUUCCAGUGCACAUUGCCUGUCUAGUCGAGCUCAAAAAGACUAACUCUUUAUUUUAUCUGGCACAUAAAUUGGUCGAUUUGUAUCCGGAAAUGGCCUUGGCGUGGUUCGCAGUUGGAUGCUAUUAUUACACAAUAGGUAAGAGUGAUCAAGCUAGAAGGUACUUAGCAAAGGCCACCGCACUGGACAGAUUGUUUGGUCCCGCUUGGUUAGCGUAUGGACAUUCUUUCGCGGUGGAAAAUGAACAUGAUCAAGCAAUGGCUGCUUAUUUCAAAGCCUCACAACUAAUGAAAGGUUGUCAUCUUCCGCUUUUGUACAUUGGAUUAGAAUGCGGUUUGACGAACAACUUAAAGCUGGCUGACAAGUUCUUUCAGCAAGCUCAAGGAAUAGCAGCUAAUGACCCAUUUGUAAUACACGAAAUGGGUGUAAUAUGUUUUUAUAGUUCAGAUUACAAAAAUGCAGAACGAUUAUUUAAGGAAGCCAUGAAAAGUGUUCAAGGCGACCUAAGAAAUGUAGUUCUGCCCAGCAAGUGGGAGGCGCUGCUGAAUAAUCUGGGACACACUUGUAGAAAAAUGAAAAAAUACGACGAGGCAUUAGAGUAUCAUCAACAGGCGCUAGUCUUAGACCCUUUGAAUCCGUCAACUUACUCGGCGAUCGGAUUUGUUCACGCUCUGACGGGCAACAUUCAUGACGCGGUGGACGCGUUUCACAGAGCGCUCGGUCUCAGGAGAGACGAUACGUUUACUGCUACCAUGUUGGGUUCUGUGAUGGAACGGUUGAUCGAGGAAGCGCCACCGUAUCCUGACGCACCUACGGAAAUACCGAAAUAUGGAUCUGUGUCUCAAGAUAGCGAAUUGAAACUUGUGUCCGAGUCUGAGGAUAGCGAAGUUGAAUUGUCUAUGAAAAAUUCCAUCAACAUGGCUGGCAGUUCAGACGGUCAGAAUAUCGACAAGUUAAGGGUAAAUCUGUUCUCCGGUAGCUGGGGAGAAAACUCCAGUGGAAAAGGAGAGAGCAGCACGUCCAACAAACUGGAGGGACAAACGCGAGACGUACUAGUUGUUAAUUAUUCGACUGGUGAUGCUUCUGAAGUUGAGAUGUUAGAUUCGUCGCACCCCGCACACAUUGAUCACUCGUACAAUUAAAACUGCAAGCUUUUUUUUUUACGUUUUUCAAUCGGCACCGUGUCAAAGCACUUCGAAAACUAUCACCGAAUGAUAUUUUAUCGAGUGCUGAAAAAAUAGGAAAAAUAUCGCAGGUAAAAAAAUAGUUACGUUUCUAAUCAAAUAUAUACAUACACUGUGUGCUAAGAUUUUUUAUGUGUGCUGUGUGAUAUAUCACAAAAAUAAAAAUUGUUUAAUUAAGAAAGAGUAGAAUUUUCGCCUGAACGAUAUUUAUUUUCCGCAUGUAAAAUACAUUCAAUAUAAAUAAUGUAAUAUUUUUUUACAUUAUCAUCUAGUUUUGAUAUAUAUACCUUACGACAUCGUGCAAAAACUUCUUAUAGUAAGAUAAUUUACUUCAUCAAAUUGUACAAUAUGAUUAUAAUAAAUGUGUUAGAAUAAA